ACUCCUCAUGUAAUCGUGCUAUUUUUCUUUCAUUUCCUCCCCCCUCGACUUCCUUUCUUUGCUCCUCCUUUCAUUCUCUUUGAAGUUCCAAAAAGGUUACUCCAGGAGCAGGGCCCCAGACCACCAGAGUACAACCCACCACCCAGCGCCCAUGACCCAAACAUAGUAGGAGACGGCCCUCCGGAGGGGAGCUCGGGCAAAAGCCUAGACACGAUUCCAGAUAAGAAAAAGGUUAGAGAGACAAACCCCAACGAGGAGAAACCUCCGGAACCAGCAACAGAAAGUCCUCCAAAACCACCAGAUAUGAAUCCCAUUAGGAACUCCACCUCUAGCGGCAACAUGUCCCUCAUCAGCAACGUGCUGGCAGCCUACACCUACAUUUCAGACCACCCAGAGAGGGCCGCGCUAUUCUUCGUCUGCGGCGUGUGUUUGGGCCUCUUCCUCACUCUCUUCGCCCUGGUGGUCCAGAUCUCCUGUCGCACGGACUGCCGGCCCGGCCAGCGGCCUCCCGCCAAGAAACGAGCGCGCCCCGCCGACUCGUCCUCCGACUCCAGCGACUCGGACUCGGACUGGGACACCACCUCGGACCUGUCGGCGCGCAGACACAGACGCUUCGAGCGCACGCUCAACAUGAACGUGUUCACGUCGGCCGAGGAGCUAGAGAGGGCUCAGCGACUCGAGGAGAGAGAGCGAAUCAUCCGUGAGAUCUGGAUGAAUGGGCAGCCGGACAUCCCGGGGACGCGGAGCCUCAACCGGUAUUACUGA
This is a messenger RNA of Menidia menidia (Atlantic silverside), 765 nucleotides long. The record is from the annotation of a GenBank genome assembly. Lineage: Eukaryota; Metazoa; Chordata; Actinopteri; Atheriniformes; Atherinopsidae.